UCGGCGGGCAGCAGGAGUACGCGCCGACUCAAACCGUACCGCGACCGCCGCAGUCCACGCAGUCACACACACACAGCCAUCGAAGGUGUGCGAAACAGGAGUCUGCGAGGGGCAAUCCUGCUGGAUUUAUUACUGGUGGCGCGAUUUAGGUUGGUAGUACCGUGUGGUUGUGACUGCAACUCAACUCACAGGAGAGUCGCUCGGAAACGCAAAAGGGGCACGUUUCCGAAUUUCCAUCGGCGCGCACAGAGAGAAAUCACCGCGAUAUUCGCUCCUUAUCACUGGUUACACACUGGUUGAUUAGUACUAGUAGUACCAGUGAUACUCUGGUGGUAUAUACGGUCCGCGCGCGCGGCCUGCAAACGUGUGCGAAUCUAGUCAGAAACAAAACACGAACGACGACUGCUCAACGCCACCAACAUGCUCAUCAAAGAAUAUCGAGUCACCUUACCACUGACUGUCGAGGAGUAUCAAGUUGCGCAGCUGUAUUCAGUUGCUGAAGCAUCCAAGGAUAACACCGGCGGCGGUGAAGGUAUCGAAGUGCUGAAGAAUGAGCCCUUCACCGAUUACCCGCUGCUGGGCGGCAAGUACAAGGCCGGCCAGUACACGUACAAGAUCUACCAUCUUGCCAGCAAAGUGCCGUCGUUCAUCCGCCUGAUGGCGCCCAAAGGCAGCCUGGAGAUUCACGAAGAGGCGUGGAAUGCGUAUCCCUAUUGCAAGACUGUCAUCACUAAUCCAGGCUACAUGAAGGAUAACUUCGUCAUAUGCAUCGAGAGUAUGCACAUAGGUGAUCAGGGUGAUCAAGAAAAUGUACAUGAAUUGACGCCGGAUAAGCUGAAGCAGCGCGACGUCGUGCACAUCGACAUCGCCAACGAUUCAGUCUCCAGCAACGACUACAAGCCCGACGAGGAUCCGAGCAAGUUCAAGUCGGAGAAGACCGGCCGCGGCCCGCUCACGAGCAAGCAGUGGAAGAAGGAGGUGCAGCCGGUGAUGACGUGCUACAAGCUCGUCACGUGCGAGUUCAAGUGGUUCGGCCUCCAGAAUCGCGUCGAGAGCUUCAUCCAGAAGCAAGAACGACGGUUAUUUACUAAUUUCCAUAGGCAAGUAUUUUGUUGGAUGGACCGCUGGCACGGCCUGACAAUGGCGGACAUUCGCGCCAUCGAAGACAAAACGAAAGAGGACCUAGAAAAGCUGCGCAAGGAGGGCGAGGUGCGCGGCAUGAAGGCCGACGACGCAUAAGCAGUGUGCGCGGACGCGCCUGGAACGCCGCCAUCUUGGACUUGUACACCUACCUAACUUACCGACAUAGACGAAUGCAACAGUUAUCUAUUCAAAUUCAGCCACACACACACACACACAGAACAUACACGCAACACACCAAACACAACCAAAAGACACUUGAUAUUUUAUUUACUACGUUUUUAUUAUAUGUUUGUGUUAUAUCGGAGUAUUAUUAACAUGUUUUAACACAAACACACAACACACGUACACGACACACAUUUUCGGUUUACUGAAUGUUACGGGUCGUAGUACUACUAGUGCGAGGCGCGCUGCAUAACUCUAAGUCUCUAACUGUCGUUAUUUAGUUAAUUUAGGGCAAAUUCAAACGCGGAACGCUGUUAAAGUUUAUGAUUAUUGUGAAUGACGUGAACGUGAACAGUCCAGCACACGCCUGUAUUCAUUUCGCGUGUUAAAAACAGCCUAAAAACUUGAUAGUUGUAAAACUUACACGCGGGGUGUGGUGUAUGGGUAGGUUAUAAAUUUGAUUGUCGAUUGUCACUUAUCAACACUACGAUUACUGAUAACAGUUACCAUUUAUUAUGUCGACGAUGACGAUGAUGCAUUUACGGUCGAGUGUUGCAGCUGCAGCAGCGGCCAAACGUACAAUUAUUUUUAAUUACGAGCUUACUGCGGCGAGACACAAUUGUGUGUUGCCUACAUAUAUUUAUGUUGCGGCCAUAUUUGUUCAUUUGUUCACGCAUGGUCUCCGAGUAUGAGUAUUUUGCGGCAGUUGUUUGUUGUUUUUUUACACUUUCGCGUUGCGAAUUGGGAAUUAUAAAUGAAACAUGGAAGAGUU
This is a messenger RNA of Dalotia coriaria, 2077 nucleotides long. It is a transcript of the gene vib, whose product is annotated as phosphatidylinositol transfer protein vib. The transcript has 6 exons. NCBI's taxonomy places the organism in Eukaryota, Metazoa, Arthropoda, Insecta, Coleoptera, Staphylinidae. Gene Ontology annotation, molecular function: phosphatidylinositol binding; phosphatidylcholine binding; phosphatidylcholine intramembrane carrier activity. Gene Ontology annotation, biological process: phospholipid transport. The record is from RefSeq and is a predicted model, not a curated record. Gene Ontology annotation, cellular component: cytoplasm. Bases 421 to 1239 code for a protein of 272 amino acids.